This is a messenger RNA of Aureobasidium subglaciale EXF-2481, 825 nucleotides long. RefSeq lists its product as uncharacterized. The transcript has a single exon. The coding region runs from base 201 to 692 and encodes 163 amino acids. The record is from RefSeq and is a predicted model, not a curated record. Lineage: Eukaryota; Fungi; Ascomycota; Dothideomycetes; Dothideales; Saccotheciaceae.
AGCACGAUUGUCAUUCAUAUUGCAGCAGGAUCACUGGGAAAGAGUUAACAGCAGAUGGCUUUUAUAUGGAGCCAUUGAAGGUUGAGGUCGUGUAUACACUUCUGCCAUGAGAGACGAGCAAAUGCUGGCGCCGCAUAAAAGAUACAUCACACCCGCUAUCGAGUUUCCCAGCAUCGUCGUACUUGUCUGAUUGGUGACUAAUGGCAUUUCUUUUUGCUUCCUAUCUAUCAACCAUCAUACCCGCCCAUUUCUGCGACAACUCUAUUCAAUAUUCCUUCUUUGUUUCUCUUGGCCAAGGCAGCUCUUUACUCUUCUCGUCGGCCAGUUGGUAUCAAACUCUGGCAGCCAAGAUGGCACCAAUGGAAUGCCAAGUGCCAGCUGGGCAGUGGACGAACAUUUACGUUAUGGAAACGCACCAAAAUCCUCUUACUCGGGCACGUGGAACAGCAAAUGCCAAUGUCGGAUGUUUGGUGUGGGCGGGAAGAGAGAAAGCAUGUAAAUCUCCCAUCAUCUCCUUGUUCAUCUCGAGUCGCUGUUGUUUCCUCCUUCCUUUGCGACUACUCUGUAAUCCAAGUGCCACCGACGCCUCCCCAAAGCGAAAAACGGUAAAAUCAAAACGUUCGACGUCUUGCGCCGUACUUUGCGACCGCGAGCGACUUUUGAACAUUGCGCUCUUCGCAUCUCGACUUUGAACCCCGCAUACUCAGACACCAUCAUCAUCACUCUGUGCUCGCGCUCUUCAACCACUCAAUCGCAACAAUGGCCAACCUAUCAUAUGGCCGUGGCGGAGCAGGUACGAAUCCAUGCACACAAUUCACUUCCCCA